Messenger RNA from Anolis sagrei ordinatus, 1506 nucleotides. Its product is annotated as outer mitochondrial transmembrane helix translocase-like. Gene Ontology annotation, biological process: extraction of mislocalized protein from mitochondrial outer membrane. Gene Ontology annotation, molecular function: ATP hydrolysis activity; ATP binding. Gene Ontology annotation, cellular component: mitochondrial outer membrane. NCBI's taxonomy places the organism in Eukaryota, Metazoa, Chordata, Lepidosauria, Squamata, Anolidae. The record is from RefSeq and is a predicted model, not a curated record.
UCCUAGGUCAGCUUCUGAUCUGGAAAAAAAUGCUUCUUGGGGAACUCUCCAAGGAAGUCUUGACCCGGCCACUGACCCGGAACGAGGUCUUGGGCACCCUCCUCCGCCUGACUAUUUUUGGGGCCACCACCUAUUUCAGCAUCAAGUGGGUCUCGGAUGCUUUGGACCCGAGUCGGAAGCAGAGGAUCCAUCUCAAGAAAAAGGCUGAAGGCUUGAUGAAACAGAUUGGAGUGGAGAGGCUGAAACUGACCGAACACGAGAUGGCCAUUGCCUCCCAUUUGGUCGUUCCGAGAGACAUGAAGGUCUCUUGGAGAGAUGUUGCAGGCCUAGAGGAGACGGUCCGUGAGCUCCAGGACUCGGUCAUCCUGCCAUUCCAGAAGAGGCAUUUGUUUCGGCACUCCGCUCUCUGCCAGCCGCCAAGAGGUGUCUUACUUUAUGGUCCUCCGGGCUGCGGCAAAACCCUCCUUGCCAAAGCCAUUGCCCAGGCGUCGGGAUGCAGGUUCAUCAACCUCCAGGCCUCCACCUUGACGGACAAAUGGUACGGGGAGUCGCAGAAGCUCGCGGCCGCCGUUUUCUCUCUGGCAACCAAGAUCCAACCCUGCAUCAUCUUCAUAGACGAAAUAGAUGCCUUCUUGAGGAACCGCUCCGAGAUGGACCACGAAGCCACCGCCAUGAUGAAAGCAGAGUUCAUGAGUCUUUGGGAUGGUUUGGAGACGGGGCCCGACUGCCAGGUCAUGGUGCUUGGAGCCACCAAUCGGCCCCAAGACGUGGAUCCGGCCAUCCGGAGGAGAAUGCCAACCACCUUCCAGAUUGGUCUCCCCACACAAAGACAGCGGCAGGAAAUUCUGAAGCUCAUUCUUGCUGGUGAAAAGAUGAGCAAUGCCGUGAGCUUGAAAGAACUGGCUGCCAAAACACAUGGCUACUCUGGGAGUGACCUGUGGGAACUGUGCCGGGACGGCGCCAUGUACCGGGUGUGCGAUUAUGUCCGAAAGCGACAAAUGAGGCAGAUAGCCCACAUGCUGCACGAGGACGGAGACAGCGAGGCGGAAAGUGAUUUGGAAGAGGAGCAGUUGCGGCCAAUUACUCAAGUGGACCUGUUGCUUGCCUUGGAGAAGAUGCAAGAGUCCAAGAUGGCUUCGGCCUCCAUGCCAGCCUUGAAAGGACCCGCGUCGGAUUGAGUUGGCCUGCCCUGUAAGCCUAUGGAGUGAAGAUGACCAAGUCCUUGCCAAGUUUGUUAAGAGGGUGGGAGAGAAUCUGUAUAAUCCAACGGUGGGAGUGGGAGAGGAACCUGGACUGAGCACAUCCACAUGGGGUGGGAGGUGGUGAAGGACACCUGUAAAUAUCAGAGAAGACUCACGCCCAAGGAAGAGGUUGAGCAGGAAACGAGGCACAACUGGGAUGGUCGGGUGGAGAAGGCGAGGAACCCCACCAUCCCAGUUUCCCCAAAGACUUCCGGAAGAAGAUGUAGUACUUACGUGUGAGCAAAUACAAUCAUCAAUAAAACCA